AUGGCCAAGGGAAAGCUUUACGGAAAGAAGGACAACUUCAGAACUCAGAAGGUUCUCAUUGCUGCCAAGCUCGGAAAGUCUGACGUCCAAUUGGCCGGAGAGACCGCCCCAGCUGAUAAGUUCCCUCUUGGAGUUACUCCAGCUUACGAGGGAGAAGCCCUUCUCUUCGGAGCUGAAUCAGUCGCCCUUCACGUUUCCGGAGAAUCUGGCAAAAAUCUCGCCGAGAUCGUCCAAUGGCUCCAAUGGGCCGAGGCUUCUCUUUUGCCAAAUGUUUUAGGAUACGUACUUCCAUCUGUCUCUGCUGCCAAGCUUGAGGCUUCCGUUGUUGCUUCCUACAAGAAUGAGCUCUUCGCUCAACUCUCCAUCUUCAACGACAUCCUUCUCUCCAAGACUUUCUUGGUCGGAAACAGACUCUCUCUUGCUGACGUCUCUGUCGCUUUAGAUCUCCUCCCAGCUUUCCAACACGUUCUUGAUGAGGGAGCUCGCAAGAAGUUCGGAAAUGUUCUCCGUUGGUUCAACACUAUUGUAAAUCAACCAGCUGUUAAUGAGGUUGUCGGAAAUGUUGUUUUCGCCAGCAAGGUUGCUCAAUUCACCGAGGCUGAAUUCACCAAGUUCGCUGCCAAGCUCUCCACUGUAGCCGGAGAAAAAAACGAGUGUAAGGUUGUUGAGAAUGCUCAACCCAUAGAAACGGGUACAACAGUAAAUGUAACCGAUUCUUCCACAGGGAAGAAAAAGAAGAAAAAUAAGAAGAAGAACGAGAAGAAGGAAACUAAGAAGGCUGAACCCAAGGCUGCUGCUCCUAAGCCAGAAGCUGAUGAAGAUGAUGUCCCAGCCCCUAAGGAAUCUAAGGAUCCUUUCGCCGAGAUGCCAAAGGGAACCUUCAACCUUGACGCAUUCAAGCGUUGUUACUCUAAUGAAGAUACCGCCACUAAGGCCAUCCCACACUUCUGGGAGAACUUCGAUGCCGAGAACAACUCUAUCUGGUACUGCGAGUACAAGUUCCCAACAGAGUUGACCCUCGCUUUCAUGAGCUGCAACUUGAUCUCAGGAAUGUACCAACGUCUCGAGAAGUUGAAGAAGAACGCUUUCGCUUCUAUGAUUUUGUUCGGAACUGACAAUAACUCUUCUAUCUCUGGAGUCUGGACAUGGAAAGGACAAGAGCUUGCCUUCCCACUUUGCGAUGACUGGCAGAUUGAUUACGAAUCAUACGAGUGGAAGAAGCUUGACCCCAAGGACGAAAAGACAAAGAAGCUCGUUAACGAGUACCUUCUCUGGGAGGGAGACUUCGAUGGAAAGAAGUUCAACCAAGGCAAAAUCUUCAAGUAA
Auanema sp. JU1783 is the source of this 1326-nucleotide messenger RNA. NCBI's taxonomy places the organism in Eukaryota, Metazoa, Nematoda, Chromadorea, Rhabditida, Rhabditidae. The record is from the annotation of a GenBank genome assembly.